AUGAAAAAACAUCUUAGAUUCUGCCUUCAGGUCAUUGUAUGGCUUUCAUUGGAGCAAGGGCUGAAAGAUGUGGCUGCAGGCAGAAGUCCAACACCUCCAAAAACCGGCUCAUCUGUCUUUGAUGCAAACCUGAUGUUUGAGUUUUUGCUGGGUGGGGUGGAGAUCGACCAUGACAACAUUGUUCUGCUGGACAAGGAGAUGGCAUCCAUGAGGACGGGGCGGGCUUUCCUGUCUCAGAUCAAUGACAACAUUCCCAGAAGUCCGAGCUCCAUGGAGCAGAUGGUGACAGCUCAUAAGAGUCAGAAUCGGCCGCUGACUCCAGAUCAGUUUGACGGUCUUGCCCUGAGCAUGGUGUACUCUGCCCAACAAGCCUGGCAUCAGGAUGGAGAAGAGCAUCAGAAGGCCUGGAGUGAAGUGCUCCUCCAGCUGGCAAAUGUUACGGUCCAUGAACUACGUGGAAGUUAUCUUUUCAGUUAUGCAUGAUACAA
Trematomus bernacchii (emerald rockcod) is the source of this 488-nucleotide messenger RNA. RefSeq lists its product as uncharacterized. The transcript has 3 exons. Bases 1 to 483 code for a protein of 160 amino acids. The record is from RefSeq and is a predicted model, not a curated record. Lineage: Eukaryota; Metazoa; Chordata; Actinopteri; Perciformes; Nototheniidae.